Messenger RNA from Phoenix dactylifera (date palm), 899 nucleotides. Its product is annotated as histone H3.3. The record is from RefSeq and is a predicted model, not a curated record. Lineage: Eukaryota; Viridiplantae; Streptophyta; Magnoliopsida; Arecales; Arecaceae. Gene Ontology annotation, cellular component: nucleosome. Gene Ontology annotation, molecular function: structural constituent of chromatin; DNA binding; protein heterodimerization activity.
CAAAAUAUAUCAACCAAUGAGAAGAAAGCUCGCGGAUUGUGUGUUUCUGCAAACUUAUUUCAUCCGUCCGAUUUCAACAACGACCCAAUAUCCCCCCUUCACCGGUCACCGCCCUGCCCACGUCGCCCCCGGGCAAGGACCCCCUUCUCUUUUAAACGUCCCCGGAGCUCAACAAUUCUACCCUAUUCGUUUCCCCUAUUUUGACAGCAAAAGGAUUCGAAACCCUAGCCGUCGCACUCCCGUCCUCCGAUGGCUCGUACGAAGCAGACCGCUCGCAAGUCCACCGGCGGCAAAGCCCCCCGGAAGCAGCUCGCCACAAAGGCGGCGAGGAAGUCGGCGCCGACCACCGGCGGUGUCAAGAAGCCCCACCGCUACCGCCCCGGCACCGUCGCUCUUCGUGAGAUUCGGAAAGUACCAGAAGAGUACGGAGUUGCUGAUAAGGAAGCUGCCGUUCCAGAGGCUGGUGCGUGAGAUCGCACAGGACUUCAAGACGGAUCUCAGGUUUCAGAGUCACGCCGUCUUGGCCCUCCAGGAGGCCGCCGAGGCCUAUCUCGUCGGGCUCUUCGAGGACACCAAUCUCUGCGCCAUCCAUGCCAAGCGCGUGACCAUUAUGCCUAAGGACAUCCAACUCGCCCGCCGCAUCCGUGGAGAGCGUGCUUAGAUUCGUCCCCCGUCUCUCUCUCCCUCUCUCUCUCUUUUCUUUGUUUUGUUUCUUUAUUUGCUGAAUCUGUUAACUCUCUGGACUAAUCUCGUUAAGGUUAUAGGUAUAAUGGUUACUUUUAGGACCUAUUAUGGUUACUCUGAAACCUUUUUAAUAUCUUAGUGUUGCUGUAUAUUCUUGAAUUAGAAGCCUCGAAUUUGGAAUCAUGUAUGUUGGUAUCUGAUCAUUUUGGUUGUUA